Messenger RNA from Prorocentrum cordatum, 2094 nucleotides. Lineage: Eukaryota; Dinophyceae; Prorocentrales; Prorocentraceae. The record is from the annotation of a GenBank genome assembly.
AUGUCAGACGGUGAGGAAGAGAAGUCGAAAGAUCGCGCGCGAUGGCGCGGCGAACUAUCAGAAUUGGUGAACUGUUUCCAAGGGAGUGCUGACACGCGUGGUAAAAGUUUUGUCCGGUACCCCGUGGAGGAGAAGAUCGAAAAGGCGAAAGUGGUGGAGGAUAAACGCACGCAGCCUGCCAUUGUAGUGCUAGUGAAGGGCGCGCUGAAACUAGAUGAGCGCCUGAAUUUCAAAAGGACCGACGUCGAGAAUGCCUCGGAGAAGCUGUUCGACACCAAUCGCGAGAAGUGGCCCCUCAAGCCAGAAGCGAAGGACAAAUGCACGAACGACAUGGACCAUAGGAUUCGAUCCAUCUUCUUCGUGGUAUCCAAGGCAAUGAACAAUGACAAGCAUCCGAAAUGGCUCAAGAAGGUAGUCGGCGAUUCCUUGGAUGAUGGCGCGGACGACGAUCAUCAAAGUGUAAGCGGUGCAUCAGGAACCCGAUCGGCAACCAGUAUCCAGCGUGCGCACGGCUGGCACAACGAGCUCUUCAGGGGCAUGCGCCACAAGGCCAGCGACGCCAGCAGUAUGGACCCCGAGCUUGCCGUGCCGACAUCGCGGCCGCCCGGCGGUGCAGACCCCACCGACGACUACGAGGCUACGUGGCAGGAUGGGACUCGCCACAAGAUCAGCGGGAUCACCAAUCAGAUGGUCGCCGAGAGGCUGGACAGCAGGAAGUCGGCACGCUCGGGCGCCGUCGUCCUCUGGAGGGGCACCCACGUGGAGCGCAAUCACGAUUUGGUGCUGCAGCAGAAGAUCGAUAGGAAGUUGCUCCUGGCUUUGCUCGAGCAGAAGAAGAAGCAAAUCCUGCAAGUCGCCGUGGACAACGUUGGGCCAGCACCGCCACUUAACUCGGAUGGUAAGCCUCAGGCCAUCACGGGCAUGAACGAUCCCACGCUCAAGAAAGCGAUCGAGUUCAUGGCGCCUUUCUGUGAGAAGCACGCCAAGGGCAGUAUCACUCCGAAGGAGCUCGACGCCGAGAAAAAAUCAAGCUCGCGGAGGCACCCUUCGCCGAUGCACAUCUCAGACCACAGUGGUUCGCACCUUGAGGCCCCGACCGAGAAGCCUUUCAAUGAUGCGGGCGACGCCGAGCAGCGGCGCAGUGUCGCCGCGACCUUGCCAGACCCCAAUGCUGAGACAGCGCCUGCCACUGAGGAGGAGGGGGAGGUGAUGCUCAAUCUCUUCAAGGGCAAGCUGGAGUCCAUGAUCGGCGCCAUCGAACACAGCGACAGCGGUAGGCUCGCGAGAGCACUGGGCAUCGAGAUUGGAGAGCUGAACGAGAAGAACUUGAAGGAUCACGAACAUGCAAUCAACACACUGUCGAACACAUUAGGUCAACAGGGAGACGCAGCAUUCCGUGCCUCAACAACUGUACCUCGCAGGGGUCAGCAGCGACUCCAGAUGAUUGACGAGGCGCUCGCCAACGGCAAGGUCGAGCCACGCUCAUCAUUGGGAAACUACUUCAGAGCCGAGUUGAACAAAAACCCGCAGGAGGCCAAGAAGCACGCGCCCCUGAAGCAGCCCGAGGCGGACGAGCAUCGCAAAGAGUGGGCUGAGCGGGAGACAGGCAAGCUGCUGGGGAAGUAUUCUCACACUCGCACGUGGGCUCGGGUCGACACUACACAGGGCGACUACCUCAAUCUCGGCCAGCUCGUCAUCGACCAGGGCGGGUGGGACGACCCAGAGGCCAUCGUUGGUGUUCUCAAGCUGGUCAACCAGUGCGUGAGCAUGGGUGAUCCGCGGGUGGCGACGCAUCCACAGACGCAAAGAGUAGUGUACCUGCGCUUGAAGUUCAAAUGCGUCGAGACGUUCACGAAGGCAUGGACAUCUUUCCAAGAGGAGGUAAAUCCAUUGGCAGCUACCAGUGGCGAGGGGGCUGGCAAGAAGGCAGCCUCGGGUGCAGCCGCGGCAGCUGGCGCUCCCAACAAGGGCAACAGCGACGGCAAGCAGGAGAAGCAGCCCGACAAGGGCGGAAGUGCAGGCAUUGCAACGCCCAUGGAGAAGAAGAGGAAGGGCGGCAAGACCUCCACCAAGAAGCUGCCCAAGGACCCGAAG